AUGACCUUCAUCUCAUCGGCUGAAAUCCGAGGCGGCGCCUCCAAGAUCUUCUCGACAUCUUACAACGACAAACAGUACGACCCGCCCGCCGCUGCAGAGAGCGUGCGUCGCCCCUAUUGGGGAGUACCUCUGAACAGCCGUAGACAACGCGAGGGCAUCAAGUACGAUGUCCGUGCCGUCUACCCUUCUGACCACCUCCUCAGUAAGCAAGUUAAUGUCGCCUCUUCCCUACCUCAGCCCUCUUCGCUCAAUGAGUACUUCCUUCGAGCGAGGGUCUCAGAAGACGAUAAGUAUCUUAGGCCGAUUUGGGAGAAGGAGACUGGAAAGACACAAGGUUAUGAUGAGGACGCAGAACUACAGAGGUCACUUCGCAGCUUCGUACCCAGUGCUGCACAGCAACCUGACAUCCCCUCUCACCCACCACAGGCCUCAUUCAAUGAGUACUACCUCCGAGCCAAAGUCUCAGAAGACAAUACGUAUCUCCAGCCGCUCUGGGAGAAUGAGACUGAACAAACACAAGGCUGUGACGAGGACGUAAAACCAAGGUUCUCCCUGCGCAGCUUCCUACCCAUUGUUGCACUUCUCCCUGUACUGACUUUCUUCGGCCUCAUCGUUCUUUCACACCUUGCAUCAUCUGCUAUUCGUGGGACCGUCUGGCUGGUCAGUGGCAUCUGCAACUGUGCCCUCCUGUGGGUGGCGUACAUGGUCUUUCCGCUAGUGCAGUGGGUGAGGGAUAGUGCUUUCCAGAUCUCGGUUAGGACGGCGCGGUGGACUAGGCCUAGGUCUGGGACAUUCUGGAUGGGCGUGGUGAUGGGCUUGCUGGCUGUCAAUUGGGUUAUGAGCCGUGUAGAAGAACGAGCACCUAUAGUAGCGGUGUUUAGGAGGGGUGCAGCAGAGGGUAGCACGUUUAGGGUGAGUAUCUCGUAG
Messenger RNA from Didymosphaeria variabile, 927 nucleotides. RefSeq lists its product as uncharacterized. The record is from RefSeq and is a predicted model, not a curated record. Lineage: Eukaryota; Fungi; Ascomycota; Dothideomycetes; Pleosporales; Didymosphaeriaceae. The coding region runs from base 1 to 927 and encodes 308 amino acids. The transcript has a single exon.